CUAUUUCUUGAAGCUUUUUUUUCUUCUUCCUUUUCACAUACAUAAAACCAAAUCUAAAAGCUACCAUUAAUUAAUCUCCAUAAACAAUAUUAAUAUAAUCCUCUGUAUAUGUCUUUCUGUUUCCAGUUCAUAUUAAUUUAUAUUUAAUUUGUCAAAAGAAAAUCUAUCUUUCUUGUAACGUACUUUACAUCGGACAACACCUAUUUAACUGAACCCCGGCCCCUUAUUUAUUAUAUAAUAUAUAUAUUUCUUGCAAAAAUCUUGAAGAAAUGAAAGGAAUUAUGUGGCAUUUAGUAGUAUCUAUUAUUUGUGUUGUUGCAAUUGUGGGUAGUGCAGAGGAUCCUUACAGGUUCUUUACUUGGAACAUUACUUAUGGUGACAUUUCCCCUUUAGGUGUUCCCCAACAGGGAAUUCUGAUAAAUGGACAAUUUCCAGGACCUGACAUAUAUUCAGUCACAAAUGAUAAUAUCAUAAUCAACGUGUUCAAUAAUUUGCCUGAGCCCUUCCUUCUCUCCUGGAACGGAAUACAGCAGAGGAAAAAUUCAUUUGAAGACGGAGUAUUCGGAACGACAUGUCCAAUUCCUCCAGGAAAAAACUUCACUUACAAAAUGCAAAUGAAGGAUCAAAUUGGAAGCUUCUAUUAUUUCCCGUCCCUCGCUUUCCACAAAGCUGCCGGUGGAUUUGGUGGUUUUCGGAUCCUCAGCAGGCCUGGAAUCCCCGUUCCGUUCCCUGAGCCUGCCGGAGAUAUCACUGUUCUCAUCGGUGAUUGGUACAAAACUAAUCACAAGGUUCUUCAGUCUAUUUUAGACAAAGGAAAGAUGCUCAUGUCCCCCGAUGGUAUUCUCAUCAACGGCCGCGGAUCAAAUGAUUCACGGUUCACAGUUGAACCGGGAAAAACAUACAGAUUGAGGAUAUCAAAUGUGGGGAUCCGAGAUUCACUGAAUUUCAGGAUCGAGGGUCACAGUAUGAAGCUGGUGGAAGUGGAGGGGACUCACACUAUGCAGACCACCAUAACCUCCCUGGACGUGCACGUAGGCCAGUCCUACUCCGUCCUAGUCACCGCCGAUCAGCCUCCUCAAGACUACUACAUAGCCGUAUCAACACGUUUCUCCACCAAACUCCUCACCACCACCGCCGUUCUUCACUACACCAACUCCGCCAAGCCUGUCUCCGGCCCCCCACCGCCCGGCCCCACCGACCUUCCGUUUUCCUUAAACCAAGCUCGUUCCAUCAGAACAAAUCUGACAGCAAGUGGACCUCGGCCGAACCCACAAGGCUCGUACCACUACGGCAAAAUCAACGUGACCAGGACAAUAAUAUUAGCCAGUACAGCUGGCAUAGUUAACGGGAAACAACGUUACGCAGUGAACGGCAUUUCGUUUAUUCCGCCAGAUACGCCCAUGAAGCUAGCAGAUUAUUUCAACAUUUCAGGGGUAUUCCGUGUCGGAAGCAUCUCCGACAAUCCUCCACUAGGGAAUGGAAUCAACCUCGACACGUCAGUAAUGGGGGCAGAUUACAGAGCAUUUGUCGAGAUUGUGUUUGAAAACAGGGAAAACAUCGUACAAAGCUGGCAUCUUGAUGGAUAUGCUUUCUUCCUAGUAGGAAUGGAUGGAGGUACGUGGACAUCUGAUAGUCGGAAACAGUACAAUCUAGUAGACGCCGUUUCGCGCUCCACAACACAGGUGUAUCCUAAUUCAUGGACAGCAGUAUACGUGGCACUGGACAACGUAGGAAUGUGGAAUAUAAGGAGCGAGUAUUGGGCAAGACAGUACCUCGGUCAGCAGUAUUAUCUACGUGUGUAUACGCCGGUGAAGUCUGUGAGGGAUGAGUAUCCCAUUCCGAGUAACGCUUUGCUUUGUGGAAGAGCACAAGGCAUAAAGAAGAAGCAUCCUCUAUUAAUUACUAAUACUUUAACAUUUUAAUUUGUACAUUAAUCUAAACUCAUAUUCUUUUGUAUCUCUGGAAAAUAAAUAAAUUAUAUUAAAGCAAAAUAAUGGGAUUUGUAUCUUUUUUAA
Erythranthe guttata (spotted monkey flower) is the source of this 2015-nucleotide messenger RNA. RefSeq names its product L-ascorbate oxidase homolog. Lineage: Eukaryota; Viridiplantae; Streptophyta; Magnoliopsida; Lamiales; Phrymaceae. Gene Ontology annotation, molecular function: copper ion binding; oxidoreductase activity. The record is from RefSeq and is a predicted model, not a curated record.